Molecule: messenger RNA, 2019 nt
Organism: Lentinula edodes (shiitake mushroom)
Lineage: Eukaryota; Fungi; Basidiomycota; Agaricomycetes; Agaricales; Omphalotaceae
Exons: 4
Coding region: 102-1538 (478 amino acids)
Biological process (GO): ribophagy; protein deubiquitination
Cellular component (GO): cytosol; Ubp3-Bre5 deubiquitination complex; ribonucleoprotein complex
Molecular function (GO): mRNA binding
Source: RefSeq, a predicted model, not a curated record
GUUUUGCUUUCGCAACCUUUACAGCCUUUCUUGGCCGCUGUUACCCUCGUUCAUCUGCUUAGAUUUCUUUCUUCUUUUAGUCGAUAUAUCCAUAUUUCAUCAUGACAAGCAACGGGACCCCACACCGCAGCGCCAUUCCUUCAGAAGUUGGUUGGCAAUUUGUACCUCAAUACUAUAAUUUUGUAAACAAAGAACCCGAGCGCCUCCAUUGUUUCUACAACAAACGGUCUACUUUCAUUCAUGGGUCAGAAGGUGAAGACAGUAAAACUUGCCACGGUCAACAGGAAAUCCAUGCGCAAAUUUCUUCUCUCAACUUCCAGGACUGCAAAAUCUUCAUUAAUUCGGUAGAUGCUCAAUCGUCGGCCGAUGGCGGUAUCAUCAUCCAGGUUAUCGGCGAAUUAUCCAACAACAAUGGCCCGUGGCAAAAAUUUGUUCAAACUUUUUUCCUGGCUGAACAGCCCAACGGUUACUUUGUUUUGAAUGACAUCUUCCGAUUUUUGAAAGAGGACGCUGUAGAGGGUGACUCGGACGAGGUCGCGUCCGACUCUGUAUCAGCUCCUGAGCCUGUCGCUGUUCCUGCGGAAUAUCCUCGGGAGCCUUCUCCGCCUCCGUCUCCACCAGUGGAAGUCGUUGACGCGACUGCUGCUCCGGUCGAAGAGCCACCUGUAACCGUUGCUGAGAUCGCUGAGCCUGAGCCUCUUCCGGCACCUGUUCCUGAUGAGCUCACUGCUACUCAUCUCAAUGGGUAUGAGGUCGAAAAGCCUGCAACUCCUGCUCCCGUGUCCAGAACCCCUACUCCAGAGCCUACUCCUGAUGUUGCACCGACACCACCACCUGCAGCAGCAGUCAUCGCUCCAUCGCCAUCUCCCACUCCUGCUCCUGCUGCCUCUGCAACUACCUCCGCACCUCCUGCGCCAGCUGCAGCUCCAGUUCCCAAAACAUGGGCAAACCUCGCUGCUUCCAACACAAAGAAGUGGGGCAACGCUGUUGCUCAUGACUCCCGAGGUUCCUCGGAGAAUGUUUCUAGUUCCCCAGCUGUUGCCAGUACCAGUGGUUCACAAACGCCGGUCAAGCCUUCAGGUGCUCCCAGCAGAACACCGCAUCCAGCUUAUGCCGCUGCUCAAAGUGUGACAACUGCACAAUGUUUCAUCAAGAGCGUAACGGAACCAAUUUCUUCGCAAGCACUCACACAAGCGCUUACGCGCUUCGGGCCCCUCAAGGGCACUGUCGAAAUCGUUCGGUACAAAGCUUGCGCCUUCGCGGAAUUUACUACAGUUGAUGCUGCCAGGCGUGCUAUAAUCUUGUCACUUCCUCCCGUUGCUGGCGGAGAGGGUGGUGUCAAGGUUGACAUUGGCGGUGGUGAAACCUUGAAAAUCAUCGUGGAGACUAAAAAAGAGAGGGGCGAUAGGCCAGCCAGCCGUGGUCGUGGCGGUCCACCAUUUGCGGGUGAAGGACGUGGUGCGAGUUCUUCGGAUGGUCGCGGCGGUGGAUUCAGAGGUUCAGCGAGAGGUUCAGGACGAGGUAGAGGUGCGAAGUAGGUCUUUCUUUUGAUUGUGUAGGAUAUGCUUAUGGGAUCGAACGGUCUCAUUUGUUCCGUGGUCGGCAUCAAAAAGAUUUACUUGCACUAAGAAAAAUCAUUGUGACUUCCAAAAUUCGAAUUUGAAUCUUUUGCAUUCCUCAUUUGUUUCUUGUUCUGGAACUUGCUGUCAUCCUGGCUCCUUUUCCUGCUAUUGCCUCCUGCUCGCCAUCCUUUCUCUUGCUUUAUGCUUCGUGUUUUCGCCAUGGUCGUUUGUCUGCACAAUCUCGCAUACCUUUCGCUUUCAUUAAAAUACAUCUUCAUGCCAUCCUCUUAUGCAUCAUGACUAAUCAUGUCUUGUUAUCCGCAAACCAAUGUAGCCCGAGCCAAUGUUUAUAUUCUUCUACAUACACAUGCUCAAGUUCAAGUUCCUGUCGUUUCUGAGUUGUGGUGACUGUAACUGAUGUAUACGUAAUCAACAUGUGGACCAAUUUCGACUGAUC